Drosophila arizonae is the source of this 6763-nucleotide messenger RNA. It is a transcript of the gene ck, whose product is annotated as unconventional myosin-VIIa ck. The record is from RefSeq and is a predicted model, not a curated record. Gene Ontology annotation, cellular component: myosin complex; cytoskeleton. Gene Ontology annotation, molecular function: protein binding; cytoskeletal motor activity; ATP binding. NCBI's taxonomy places the organism in Eukaryota, Metazoa, Arthropoda, Insecta, Diptera, Drosophilidae.
GUCACAUUGCCGACAGUUCACAAAUUUUGUUAGCAACGAUCGGUUGUGUUCGGUUUUGUGCUCGGUUGGUUAUUUUGGUUGUUGAGUUAAAGUCAAAGUUAAAGUCCAAGCGGCCAUUGUUAACCUGUUGCGCGGUUGCACUCGCAGUGGCACUGGCACUGGCACUCGAUGAGCUAAACGGGCUUUGCAUUUGAAUGCCAGAGAGCGCCAGGAGUAGUAAAUGAAGGACGACGAACAUGGUGAUUGUAACACGUGGUGACUACAUCUGGAUAGAGCCCGCGUCGGGACGGGAAUUCGAUGUGGCCAUUGGAGCACGUGUCAUCUCCGCGGAGGGUCGUCGCAUUCAGGUGCGCGACGACGAUGGCGACGAGGUGUGGCUGGCGCCGGAGCGUCGCAUCAAGGCAAUGCAUGCCUCAUCCGUGCAGGGUGUCGAGGAUAUGAUAUCGCUCGGUGAUCUGCACGAGGCGGGCAUAUUGCGUAAUCUGCUCAUACGCUACAAAGAGAAUCUAAUAUAUACAUACACCGGCUCCAUUUUGGUUGCGGUCAAUCCAUAUCAGAUAUUGCCCAUCUAUACGGGCGAUCAGAUCAAGCUUUAUAAGGAGCGCAAAAUCGGCGAAUUGCCGCCGCACAUUUUCGCUAUUGGCGAUAAUGCGUAUGCGCAUAUGAAACGCUAUCGCCAGGAUCAAUGCAUCGUCAUAUCUGGCGAAUCGGGCGCCGGCAAAACGGAGAGCACAAAGCUGAUCUUGCAAUAUCUGGCAGCGAUCAGUGGCAAACACUCGUGGAUCGAGCAGCAAAUACUGGAGGCUAAUCCCAUUUUGGAGGCCUUUGGCAAUGCCAAGACGAUACGCAACGAUAAUUCCUCAAGGUUCGGCAAAUAUAUAGACAUCCAUUUUAGCGCUAAUGGGGUUAUCGAGGGCGCCAAGAUCGAGCAGUAUCUGCUGGAGAAGUCGCGCAUUGUGUCGCAAAAUCACAGUGAACGCAAUUAUCAUGUCUUCUACUGCAUCUUGGCGGGUCUCUCAGCAGAUGAGAAGAGUCGUCUGGAGUUGGGCGCGGCAGCGGAUUACAAAUAUUUGACUGGUGGCAACAGCAUUACGUGUGAGGGUCGCGAUGAUGCAGCCGAAUUCUCGGACAUACGAUCAGCGAUGAAGGUUCUGCUGUUUUCGGAUCAGGAAAUAUGGGAGAUCAUCAAGCUGCUGGCCGCCCUGUUGCACUGUGGCAAUAUUAAGUAUAAGGCAACCGUUGUCGAUAAUCUGGACGCAACGGAAAUACCCGAACAUAUCAAUGUAGAACGAGUUGCCGGCCUGUUGGGGCUGCCCCUACAGCCGCUGAUCGAUGCACUGACGCGUCGCACGUUGUUCGCCCAUGGCGAGACGGUCGUGUCGACGCUGUCGCGGGAGCAGUCGGUGGAUGUGCGCGAUGCGUUCGUCAAGGGCAUCUAUGGUCGUUUGUUUGUGCACAUUGUGCGUAAAAUCAAUUCGGCCAUAUUCAAGCCGAAGGCGACGUCACGCAAUGCCAUCGGCGUUUUGGAUAUAUUUGGCUUCGAGAACUUCGAUCAGAACAGCUUUGAGCAGUUCUGCAUUAACUACGCCAACGAGAAUCUGCAGCAGUUCUUUGUGCAGCACAUUUUCAAAUUGGAGCAGGAGGAGUACAAUCACGAGGCGAUCAAUUGGCAGCACAUCGAAUUUGUGGACAAUCAGGAUGCGCUCGAUCUGAUAGCCAUCAAGCAAUUGAACAUCAUGGCCUUGAUCGACGAGGAGGCGCGCUUUCCCAAGGGCACCGAUCAGACAAUGCUCGCCAAGCUGCAUAAAACGCACGGAGCGCACAAGAACUAUCUGAAACCGAAAUCGGAUAUAAAUACGAGUUUCGGUCUCAAUCAUUUCGCUGGCAUUGUGUUCUACGAUACUCGCGGCUUUCUGGACAAGAAUCGGGACACCUUCAGUCCGGAUCUGUUGCACUUGGUUAGCCAGAGCGCGAAUAAGUUCUUGCGCCAGAUCUUUGCCCAGGACAUCGAGAUGGGCGCCGAGACGCGCAAACGCACACCCACACUGUCCACACAGUUUCGGAAGAGUCUGGAUGCCCUGAUGAAGACGUUGAGCAGCUGCCAGCCGUUCUUUAUACGCUGCAUCAAGCCCAACGAGCUGAAGAAGCCGAUGAUGUUCGAUCGCGGCCUGUGCUGUCGCCAGUUGCGCUAUUCGGGCAUGAUGGAAACGAUAAGAAUACGGCGUGCCGGCUAUCCCAUACGGCAUGGAUUCCGGGAAUUCGUGGAACGCUAUCGUUUUCUGAUAGCCGGCGUACCGCCGGCGCAUCGCACCGACUGCAUGUCGGCGACAUCGAGAAUUUGUGGCAUGGUCCUGGGCAAAUCCGACUACCAAUUGGGGCACACCAAGGUGUUCCUGAAGGACGCUCACGAUCUGUUCUUGGAGCAGGAGCGCGAUCGUGUGCUCACACGCAAAAUACUGAUACUGCAGCGCAGCAUACGCGGCUGGGUCUACCGGCGGCGCUUCCUGCGGCUGCGCGCGGCAGCGAUCAGCGUGCAGCGGGUGUGGAAGGGCUAUGCGCAGCGCAAACGGUAUCGCAGCAUGCGCGUGGGCUAUAUGCGACUGCAGGCGCUGAUCCGUUCGCGUGUCCUCUCGCAUCGCUUCCGACACUUGCGCGGACACAUUGUGGGACUGCAGGCGCAUGCGCGCGGCUAUUUGGUGCGACGCGAGUACGGCAAUAAGAUGUGGGCGGUCAUCAAGAUACAGUCGCAUGUGAGGCGCAUGAUUGCCGUGCGUCGCUAUCGCAAGCUGCAGCUGGAGCAUAAGCAGUUCGCCGAGGUGCUGCAGCUGCGCAAACUGGAGGAGCAGGAGCUGUUGCAUCGGGGCAACAAGAAUGCGCGCGAGAUAGCCGAACAGCAUUAUCGGGAUCGAUUGCACGAGCUGGAGCGGCGCGAGAUGCAGGAGCAGCUGGAGGAUCGUCGGCGGGUCGAGGUCAAAAUGAAUAUCAUCAAUGAUGCGGCCCGCAAGCAGGAGGAGCCCGUCGACGAUGGCAAACUGGUGGAGGCCAUGUUCGAUUUUUUGCCCGAUUCGAGCAGCGAUGCGCCCACACCACAUGGCGGCCGCGAGACGUCCGUGUUCAAUGAUCUGCCGCAUGGGCAGACUAUCAAUCAGGAUGACAUCAUCACACCAAUGCACAUCUCCGAGGACGAGGAGGAUUUGUCCGAAUAUAAGUUUCAGAAAUUUGCGGCCACCUACUUCCAGGGCAAUGUGAACCAUCAGUAUGCGAAGAAGGCACUGAAGCAUCCGCUGUUGCCGCUGCACACCCAGGGCGAUCAAUUGGCCGCGCAAGCGCUGUGGAUAACCAUUUUGCGUUUCACUGGCGACAUGCAGGAGCCCAAAUAUCAUACCAUGGAUCGCAUGGACACCACGUCAGUCAUGUCCAAGGUGACGGCGACGCUCGGCCGGAACUUUAUCCGCAGCAAGGAAUUCCAGGAAGCUCAACUGAUGGGCCUCGAUCCGGAGGCAUUUCUUAAGCAAAAGCCGCGCUCGAUACGCCACAAGCUCGUCUCGCUGACCUUGAAGCGCAAAAAUAAAUUGGGCGAGGAUGUGCGUCGACGGCUGCAGGAUGAUGAAUACACGGCCGAUAGCUAUCAGUCGUGGCUGCAAUCGCGUCCCACAUCGAAUCUGGAGAAGCUGCACUUCAUCAUCGGCCAUGGCAUAUUGCGUGCUGAGUUGCGCGACGAAAUCUAUUGCCAGAUAUGCAAGCAAUUGACCAACAAUCCAUUGAAGUCGUCGCAUGCACGCGGCUGGAUAUUGUUGUCGUUGUGCGUCGGCUGCUUUGCGCCCUCGGAGAAGUUUGUCAACUACUUGCGGGCGUUCAUUAGGGAGGGGCCGCCCGGCUAUGCGCCGUACUGUGAGGAGCGUCUGAAGCGCACCUUUAACAAUGGCACGCGAAAUCAGCCGCCGUCAUGGCUGGAGCUGCAGGCGACCAAAUCGAAGAAGCCCAUCAUGCUGCCCAUCACGUUUAUGGAUGGCAAUACGAAGACAUUGCUAGCCGAUUCGGCGACGACAGCGCGCGAGCUGUGCAACCAGCUGUCGGAGAAGAUCACGCUCAAGGAUCAAUUCGGCUUCUCGCUCUAUAUUGCGCUGUUCGACAAGGUCAGCUCGUUGGGCAGCGGCGGUGAUCAUGUGAUGGACGCCAUAUCACAGUGCGAGCAAUAUGCCAAGGAACAGGGCGCCCAGGAGCGCAAUGCACCGUGGCGUCUAUUCUUCCGCAAGGAGAUCUUUGCGCCGUGGCACGAGCCAACCACCGAUCAGGUGGCCACAAAUCUCAUUUACCAGCAGGUGGUGCGCGGUGUUAAGUUCGGCGAAUACCGUUGCGACAAGGAGGAGGAUCUGGCUAUGAUAGCUGCCCAGCAGUAUUUCAUCGAAUAUGGCACAGACAUGUCCAUGGAGCGACUCUUCACGCUGCUGCCCAAUUUCAUACCCGACUUUUGUCUCAGCGGCGUGGACAAGGCCAUCGAACGUUGGGCGGCCCUUGUGCUGCAGGCCUAUAAGAAAUCCUACUAUGUGAAGGAUAAGAUAGCGCCGCUCAAGAUUAAGGAAGAUAUUGUUAGCUAUGCUAAAUACAAAUGGCCGUUGCUCUUCUCACGCUUCUAUGAAGCGUAUCGCAAUUCCGGACCAAAUUUACCCAAAAAUGAUGUCAUCAUAGCGGUCAACUGGACGGGCGUCUAUGUCGUCGAUGAUCAGGAGCAGGUGCUGCUCGAGCUAAGCUUCCCGGAGAUCACAGCGGUGGCCAGCCAAAAGACAAACAAGGUGUUCACCCAGACCUUCAGCCUGUCAACAGUGCGCGGCGAGGAGUUCACAUUCCAGAGUCCCAAUGCUGAGGAUAUACGUGACCUUGUAGUCUACUUUUUGGAUGGUCUCAAGAAACGCUCCAAAUAUGUGAUUGCGUUGCAGGAUUAUCGUGCACCCUCGGACAGCACCAGUUUCUUGUCGUUCUUCAAAGGUGAUCUGAUCAUCCUGGAGGAUGAGUCGUGCGGCGAGUCCGUGCUGAACAAUGGCUGGUGCAUCGGCCGCUGUGAUCGCACACAGGAACGCGGCGAUUUUCCAGCCGAAACGGUGUAUGUGCUGCCCACGCUGAGCAAGCCACCGCAGGAUAUAUUGGCCUUGUUCAACAUCGAGGAGGCGCAUCAUGGCCGGCGUCUAAGCAUGGUAUCGAAUGGUGGCGUCGUAGAACCACGCGAUCGUCCGCACACGCUCAUGGAAUAUGCCCUCGAUCAUUUCCGCUUGCCACCCAAGCGAACAAUGUCGAAGACGUUAACGCUCAGCUCGAAGCGCAGCGAGGAACUGUGGCGCUAUGCCAGGGAUCCGAUUAAGGCGCCGCUUUUACGCAAGCUGCAGAGCAAGGAGGAACUUGUGGAGGAGGCAUGCUUCGCCUUUGCUGCCAUACUCAAAUACAUGGGCGAUUUGCCAUCGAAGCGGCCGCGCAUGGGCAACGAAAUCACCGAUCACAUAUUCGACGGUCCGCUCAAGCAUGAGAUAUUGCGCGACGAGAUCUAUUGCCAGCUGAUGAAGCAGCUGACGGACAAUCGUAAUCGCAUGUCCGAGGAGCGUGGCUGGGAGCUGAUGUGGCUCGCAACUGGUCUCUUUGCCUGCUCGCAGGGAUUGCUCAAGGAGCUGCUGCUAUUUUUGCGCACACGCCGUCAUCCCAUCUCACAGGACUCGAUGCAUCGAUUGCAGAAGACCAUACGACACGGACAGCGCAAGUAUCCGCCGCAUCAGGUGGAGGUGGAGGCCAUACAGCAUAAGACAACGCAAAUCUUUCACAAGGUGUAUUUCCCGGAUGACACCGAUGAGGCAUUCGAAGUGGACUCGUCCACGCGCGCCAAGGACUUUUGCAACAAUAUCUCGCAACGCUUAUCGUUGCGCACCAGCGAAGGCUUCUCGCUGUUCGUGAAAAUUGCCGAUAAGGUGAUUUCGGUGCCCGAGGGUGAUUUCUUUUUCGAUUUCGUUCGCCAUCUGACCGACUGGAUAAAGAAGGCGCGACCAAUACGCGAUGGCGCCAAUCCACAGUUCACCUAUCAGGUGUUCUUCAUGAAGAAAUUAUGGACGAACACGGUGCCAGGCAAGGAUCGCAAUGCUGAUCUAAUCUUUCACUAUCACCAGGAGCUGCCGAAACUCUUGCGCGGCUAUCAUAAAUGCUCACGCGAGGAGGCCUCCAAGCUGGCCGCGCUUGUCUUUCGUGUUCGCUUCGGUGAAAACAAGCAGGAGCUGCAGGCCAUACCACAAAUGCUACGUGAAUUGAUACCCUCUGAUAUUAUGAAGAUGCAGAGCACUAGCGAAUGGAAACGUUCCAUUGUUGCCUCGUACAAUCAGGAUGGGGGCAUGAGCUCUGAGGAUGCCAAAGUUGCAUUCCUUAAGAUCGUAUACAGAUGGCCCACCUUCGGCUCCGCAUUCUUUGAGGUAAAGCAAACCACCGAGCCAAACUAUCCCGAAAUGUUGCUCAUUGCCAUUAACAAGCACGGCGUGAGUCUCAUACAUCCAGUAACGAAGGAUAUACUGGUCACACAUCCAUUUACACGCAUCUCGAACUGGUCAUCGGGUAAUACAUAUUUCCAUAUGACAAUUGGGAAUUUGGUUCGUGGCUCCAAACUGCUUUGCGAGACAUCGUUGGGCUAUAAAAUGGACGAUCUUUUAACAUCGUAUAUAUCAUUGAUGCUGACCAAUAUGAACAAAAAUCGAACUAUACGAGCCAACUAGUAAAGACAUAUAUAUAAAGAACA